Messenger RNA from Puntigrus tetrazona (Sumatra barb), 1182 nucleotides. RefSeq names its product elongator acetyltransferase complex subunit 6 (gene elp6). The coding region runs from base 300 to 1112 and encodes 270 amino acids. Gene Ontology annotation, biological process: tRNA wobble uridine modification. NCBI's taxonomy places the organism in Eukaryota, Metazoa, Chordata, Actinopteri, Cypriniformes, Cyprinidae. Gene Ontology annotation, cellular component: elongator holoenzyme complex. The transcript has 7 exons. The record is from RefSeq and is a predicted model, not a curated record.
CGGCUUCCGUACCCACGUUGACUAGCGUAACAGGCAAGCGUAAAAUAUUUCUUGUGUAUUUGUGCACAUUUUAAAAGAUAAUGAUCUAAUUUCAGAUGUUGCGGUUACAUUAUUGUUACUUUCUUCUUAUUUUCGAUACUUUGAAUAAGGAGGCAGCGCUAAUAUUAAUUUAGCAUGCUAACUGCGCUAUAUACACACAGGAACGUAUGCACUUUAAAUUCUUGAGAAAUACUGAAGAUCUGGGGAAAUAGAGAAGUGACAGCAGCACAGACUGCUCAGCUGUAAAGUUUAUCUCAAACAUGUUUCCAGAAUUGAACAGUAUUCUCAAUUCCACUCCAGACAGUUUUCUAUCGAGUGACUUUAUCCUAGUGUCAGACAGACGAGCUGAUGCAUCAUUCCUUAUUCAUCACUAUCUGUCUUUCUAUUUACGUGCUGGCUGUAAGGUGUGCUUCCUGGGUCUUGUGCAGUCCUUCAGUCACUACAGUGCUGUCGGUCAGAGGCUGGGAGUGAGUCUGGCCCAGGCAAGAGAGAAGGGUCAGCUUGUGUUUCUUGAAGGACUGAAGGAUUCUGUUGGAGUUUUAUUACAGGAGGACACCAGUCAAGAGACACAACCUUUGAGUUAUCUCAGGUCCCCGGGUGCUGGACUGGAAGGUCUGUUCAGAUUUGUGGAACGUUCUGUGUGUCAGAAUGGAGAUGGUGAUGCCGGUGAAUCAUGGGGUCCUCCGGUGUUACUCAUAGAUGAUCUCAGUGUGCUCUUGAGUUUAGGUGUUAGUGUUGGAGGAGUGCUAGACUUUACCCUCUACUGCCAAGCCACUGUGUGUUCUGAGUUGCAGGGAAAUAUGGUAAUUCUGGUGAGAUGUGAGGAGGAGGACACAGAUGAUGAUGAAGAAGGAUCAAACAUGCUUCAGAGGGGACUAGUUCAUCAGUCUAACUUGACUUUACAUGUAGAGGGCUUACCCACAGGCUACUGCAGGGACAUACACGGACAGAUGGAGGUUUGGUGGCGGCAAAAGGGAGAGACCAUUUGCAACCAACAAAAAAUAUUUCACUUUAAAGUCCACGAUAAAGGAGCAUCGUUUUUCGCACGAGGGACUUCUAGUGCUGUUCUUUAAGGAAUGUUUUCACAUUGAAUCUUACUGAAAUACUGUUUGUUUUAUCUAAAUACAUAUAUUUAAUACAUCA